Messenger RNA from Drosophila elegans, 2950 nucleotides. RefSeq names its product pyruvate kinase. The record is from RefSeq and is a predicted model, not a curated record. Lineage: Eukaryota; Metazoa; Arthropoda; Insecta; Diptera; Drosophilidae. Gene Ontology annotation, cellular component: cytoplasm. Gene Ontology annotation, biological process: glycolytic process. The coding region runs from base 364 to 2907 and encodes 847 amino acids. The transcript is spliced from 2 exons. Gene Ontology annotation, molecular function: potassium ion binding; magnesium ion binding; pyruvate kinase activity.
UGUUUUGUUAUUUAUGUUGAAAGGUUUCAUUUUCAAACAUUUGAUUUUUCGGUUUCUCAAAAUUUAAUCAAAAUUAAUCCAUACGCCAAAAUCCUUUGCCAGAGGGCGACCCUCUGGGUGGUACGACCAUGUCCCAAUUGCCUGUCGAACCUAAGAUCUCGCCGCUAUGCCAGCAAGUGCAAAAAGGAGAAGGAUGUGCCGAAGUUCCGGCUGGAUCGCGGACCUUUUGCCUCCCAGCUGGAUUACCAGUCGCGACUGCAAUACAAAGCCCCGGCACUGAGUGUGCCCCUCAGCGGAGUUAUAUGCACCAUUGGACCCUCGUCCAACUGCCCGGAAGUGCUCCUGGAGCUGAUCCGAGCGGGGAUGCGGGUGGUGCGUUUGAACUUCUCGCACGGCAGCCACGAGUACCAUUGCCAGGCGAUCCAGGCGGCACGAAAAGCGAUUGCCAUGUAUGUGGAGCAAACGGGGUUGCCCAGACCCGUGGCCAUUGCCCUGGAUACCAAGGGUCCGGAGAUCCGGACGGGAAAGCUGGCCGGCGGUAGUGACACCGCCGAGAUCGAGCUCAAGCCCGGCGACAAGGUCACGCUGAGCACGAAGAAGGAGCUGGAGGAGAAGUGCACCGGGGAGACGAUCUACGUGGACUAUGAGCGAUUACCGGCACUCGUGAAGCCCGGAAAUCGGAUCUUUGUCGACGACGGAUUGAUUGCCUUGGUGGUCCAGGAAUCGAAGGCGGACGAGGUGAUCUGCCAGGUGAAGAACGGUGGUAGGCUGGGCUCCCACAAGGGCAUCAAUUUGCCGGGCAUUCCGGUGGAUUUGCCCUCCGUAACCGAGAAGGACAAGCGUGACCUCAAGUUCGGGCUGGAACAGCAGGUGGACAUGAUAUUCGCUUCGUUCAUCCGCGAUGCCAAGGCAUUGAAGGAGAUUCGCCAGGCACUGGGACCUACGGGCGAGCACAUCAAAAUCAUCGCCAAGAUAGAGAACGAACAGGGUUUGGCCAACAUAGACGAAAUUAUCCGUGAAUCCGAUGGCAUAAUGGUGGCCCGUGGCGACAUGGGCAUCGAGAUCCCGACGGAGGAUGUUCCGCUGGCCCAGAAGUCGAUCGUGGCCAAGUGUAAUAGGGUGGGCAAGCCGGUGAUCUGUGCCACCCAGAUGAUGGAGUCGAUGAUCUCAAAGCCGCGACCCACUCGUGCCGAAGCCUCAGAUGUGGCCAAUGCCAUCUUCGACGGAUGCGAUGCCGUAAUGCUGUCCGGCGAAACGGCCAAGGGCAAGUACCCGGUGGAGUGUGUCCAGUGCAUGGCCAGGAUCUGUGCCAAGGUCGAGGCGGUUCUGUGGUACGAAACCCUGCAGCACAGCCUAAAGCGGGAGAUCCGGACCACUGCCGCGGAUCACAUUUCGGCAGUGACCACAGCAAUUGCGGAGGCGGCCACGGUGGGUCAGGCCCGGGCCAUAGUGGUGGCCAGUCCCUGCUCUAUGGUGGCACAGAUGCUCAGCCACAUGCGGCCGCCUUGUCCCAUUGUAAUGCUCUCCGGCUGCCAGUCCCAGGCAGCCCAAUCCUUGAUCUUUCGAGGCGUUUACCCAUUGCUCGUCGAAGAAAUGGUCCUGGGUAGCUUCAAUUUCCGACGCAUCAUGCAGUCGGGCCUCAAACUAAUGGCCAAAAUGGACAUCCUGGAGCCGGGCCACAAGGGAUCGGUGGUGCUGGUGAAUGCCAUGUCGGCGGACAAGAUCACCUUCCGACUCUUCACCAUUCGGCAGCAGACGAAGGCGGAACGGGAUCAGGAGGAGCUUUGCCAGAAACUAGUGCUUGAACAGCGGUGCAAGGAGAGGGCUCAAAAGGAGUCCUGUCAAAAGCUCCAACAGGCGGAAGAAUGUAGAAAAAAGCGCGAAGAGGAGGAGUGCAAGCAGCAGAAACUGGCCGAAAAAUGUAAGAAACCCGUAGAAAGGCUAGAGAUUUGCCCGAAGAAAGAAUGUCCGAAGAAAGACGAUGAGGCCGCGAAAUGCCAGCAGAUGAAGGAAGAAAGACUUGCAGCUGAGAAGAAAAGGAGAGAAGAAUUGGAAAGGUGCUGCAAAUUAGCUGAAGAAAAGAAAAGUCUAGAAGAUUUUGAAAAGAUCUGCAAAUUAGCUGAACUUAAAAAUAAGAAAAUGGAAGCUGAGAGGUGCAAUCAAAUGGAAAAAGAAAUGCAGUGUAAGCUAGCUGAAGAGCAGAAAAAAAAGGAGGAAGCUGAAAAGUGCAAGAAACAAGAAGAAGAAAUGAAGUGCAAGUUAGCUGAAGAGAAAAAAAGGAAUGAGGCGGAGCUCAAGAUAAGGUGCUGCAAAUUAGCUGAAGAAAAGAAAAGUCUAGAAGAUUUUGAAAAGAUCUGCAAAUUAGCUGAACUUAAAAAUAAGAAAAUGGAAGCUGAGAGGUGCAAUAAAAUGGCAGAAGAAAUGCAGUGUAAGCUAGCUGAAGAGCAGAAAAAAAAGGAGGAAGCUGAAAAGUGCAAGAAACAAGAAGAAGAAAUAAAGUGCAAGUUAGCUGAAGAGAAAAAAAGUAAUGAGGCGGAGCUCAAGAUAAUCGAGGAGGAAGUGGCCAAAAUGGAAGCCGCUGAAGAGGCAAAGCGAUUGGAGGAGGAUAAGAAAAAGGAAGUGGAACUCGUUAAUUGCAAGCAGCUGUGUGAAGCAAAGAAAAAGAUUGAGAAGGAUAAAAACUGCAAAAAAGCAGAGAAAAAAAGGGAAUUGGCAGAAAUGGAGAAAAGGUGGAAACAGGCUGCGGCCGAAAGAAAGCGAAAAAGAGAGGCUGAUAUUUGCAAUAAACUGGCGGAUGAAAAGAAAAAAGCACAAGCUGAAUCAGCAGACAGGAUUUUGAAAUCAGUGUGCAAAAAGCUAAAAGACUCCCUCAAGGAUCCUGAUUCUUUCAACAAUGGAAAAAAAUAAGAUUUAAACAAGAUUUUUUUUUAUAUAAUUUUAACGGUAAAAU